AUGGCGGAGAGCGAACAGGCUGAUCGUACUGCUCCUAAGAAACAGAAGCAGAGUGAAUCUCUGCCAGAUGAGUCUGACCUUCUCACUGUCCCUGAUGGAUGGAAAGAAGAUCCUUUCACUAAAGACCAUAACCCUCAUGGGCUGCUGGAGGAGAGCAGUUUUGCGACAUUGUUCCCCAAGUACCGGGAAGCUUACUUGAAAGAAUGCUGGCCACUUGUUCAGAAAGCUUUAAGUGACAGUUUUGUCAAAGCAGAGUUAGAUUUAAUUGAAGGAAGCAUGACUGUCACCACAACCAAAAAGACAUUCGAUCCGUAUGUAAUCGUCCGAGCUAGAGACUUCAUAAAGCUGCUAGCCAGAAGUGUCCCAUUUGAGCAGGCAGUGCGGAUUCUCCAGGAUGAUAUGGCUUGUGACAUCAUUAAAAUAGGUUCACUAGUCCGAAACAGGGAAAGGUUUAUCAAGAGAAGACAGAGGAUUUUGGGACCCAAGGGAUCAACCUUAAAGGCUCUGGAGCUUCUAACAAACUGUUACAUUAUGGUCCAGGGGAAUACAGUAUCUGCCAUAGGACCAUACAAUGGGUUAAAAGAGGUUAGAAAAGUGGUUCUGGACACAAUGAAGAAUAUUCACCCAAUAUAUAAUAUUAAGGCUUUAAUGAUUAAGCGAGAGCUAGCCAAGGACCCAGAACUAAGAAUGAAAAACUGGGAGAGAUUUCUACCUAAGUUUAAGCACAAGAACGUGAAUAAGAGGAAAGAACCGAAAAACAAAAAUAUCAAGAAAGAAUAUACACCAUUCCCACCACCUCAGCCAGAAAGUCAGAUUGAUAAAGAACUGGCAAGCGGCGAGUACUUUUUGAAGGAGAGCCAGAAGAAACGUAAGAAAUUGGAAGAAACUAAGGCAAAACAAGCUGAAGCGGUAACAAAGAGACAGGAAGAGAGAAACAAGGCUUUUAUUCCACCUAAGGAAAAACCAAUGACAAAGCCAAAGAAAGCUUCAACAUCUAACAAAAUUGAUGUGAAUGCCAUUAAGGAGAAAGUAAAGAAGGCAAAGAACAAGAAACUUGGUGCACUUCCUGAAGAGGAAGUAAAACAGAAAUUAGCUGUGGCUGAGAAGAAAAAGAAGAAGAAAUAAUGGUUUUUUUGUACUCUAUGAACAUUUCAAAGCGUGACUAUAAAUCUAUAUUUUAUCUACCGUUCAUUGAAGAUUCAUCUGCCAACUAACUUAAAAGAUGCUGCUGGGAAUAAGUUCGGCCAUGCCAUCUUCUGGAGGACAAUGCGCAAACAAUAUAUUUAUUUAAAAAACAAAAAAAAAGUUUGAAAGUGCCCACGGAGGAAGCUCUAAUCAACCCCUUUUCCAACUCCCUACUGAUUUAUAGUAAUUGUUUUGCUGUCAUACAACAUCAUUCCUUUCUUUUUAGAUAAACAAGUGCUGUACUAUAGUGGUCUGUAAAGAAACAUUCAUUACUGCCAAGGAACGUGCUAGAUAGGAUGUGGGUAGCUGCAGUAAUGAAUAAUACAGAAAUCCCUCAGUGCACAUGCAACUUGAUCAAAAUUUACAUUUUUACAUUGUGAAAGAAAGUCUUUUCUAGCUAGCUUCUUUUAGGAUUGAUGGUCCAUAACUCAUUUACAAUCUGAAAUGUAAUUAAAACCAAACAUUUUUUUAAAUAAAUUUCACAUUAUCCCAUAUGAUUGUUUUAUAGACUAGUAACCAGAGCAGAGUCUAACAUAACAGAUCUAAUUUAAAUAUUUCUGUAUAGGAAAUUCAACAGUACUAGAAAUUGUCUAAUUCUGCAUUUAGCUACAAAAAGCACAUGCCAGAAGUAGUUUCAGCAACAUGUUUACUAUUAUAAACAGGGUUUUUUCUAAUUGUUACAUGAAAACAUUUGAACUCAUGACAUCAUUAUAUUUAGAGGCAUAACAUUACUAGAAACUUCAGUUUUAGAUUCAAACUAUAACAAUUUGUAUUUUUUUGUGGCAGAAAUACUGUAUUAAUUUUCUAACAUUAGGAUGUCUGAUGUGAACACAUGUUAAAUUACAUUGCUAUUUUAAACAUGUAGGGGGAUAUUUGUGCAAAAUAAAAUCUGCUAAAAAUAUGAGGACAAAUGCAGUCAAUCUUAAAGGUACGAAAAUAAGACAGUAUAACGUGCAAAACAAGAAA
Messenger RNA from Spea bombifrons (plains spadefoot toad), 2151 nucleotides. It is a transcript of the gene KRR1, whose product is annotated as KRR1 small subunit processome component homolog. Gene Ontology annotation, molecular function: RNA binding. The transcript has 11 exons. NCBI's taxonomy places the organism in Eukaryota, Metazoa, Chordata, Amphibia, Anura, Pelobatidae. Bases 1 to 1125 code for a protein of 374 amino acids. Gene Ontology annotation, cellular component: nucleolus; small-subunit processome. The record is from RefSeq and is a predicted model, not a curated record.